AUUCUUGCCGAGACCCAUAGGGCAUCUCAUUUCAGUUUCCUUCGCAUCUCAUUUCAGUUAAAAACCUAAAACUACAUUUGCAUUUGCGAGAGAGAGCCAGCAGUCAACGGAAUCCAUGGCUCGCCACGCAACCAAACUGCUCGCCGACCUGUCGCGUCGCCUACAGCUGCACCACCAACGCCGUGCUUUUGGAUCUCCGCCGCCACCGCCGGCCGUUUUCGUCGAUAAGAACACCCGCGUCAUUUGCCAAGGAAUCACCGGGAAGAAUGGCACCUUCCACACAGAGCAGGCGAUCGAAUACGGUACAAAAAUGGUUGGUGGAGUUACCCCACGAAAAGGUGGAACAGAACACCUGGGGCUUCCAGUUUUUAACUCUGUAGCAGAGGCAAAAGCUGAAACCAAAGCAAAUGCUUCAGCAAUUUAUGUUCCUCCACCUUUUGCAGCUAAAGCCAUCAUGGAAGCAGUGGAGGCUGAACUAGAUUUGGUUGUCUGCAUUACGGAGGGAAUACCACAACAUGACAUGGUUCGUGUGAAGGCUGCUCUUAACAAACAGUCAAAAACUCGGCUUAUUGGUCCGAAUUGUCCUGGCAUUAUCAAGCCUGGGGAAUGUAAAAUUGGAAUUAUGCCUGGAUACAUUCACAAACCUGGACGUAUCGGAAUCGUUUCUCGAUCUGGAACAUUAACUUAUGAAGCGGUCUUCCAAACAACUGCUGUUGGCCUUGGGCAGUCGACAUGUGUAGGAAUUGGUGGGGAUCCUUUCAACGGAACAAAUUUUGUUGAUUGCAUGGAAAGGUUUCUUGUGGAUCCACAGACGGAAGGUAUUGUUCUUAUUGGUGAGAUAGGUGGCACAGCAGAGGAGGACGCUGCAGCCCUUAUCAAGGAAAGUGGGACAGACAAACCUAUUGUUGCUUUUAUUGCUGGACUUACUGCCCCACCAGGUAGAAGAAUGGGCCAUGCAGGAGCUAUUGUAUCGGGUGGAAAGGGUACUGCACAAGACAAAAUCAAGACCCUCAGAGAAGCUGGGGUGACUGUGGUCGAAUCUCCUGCCAAGAUUGGCACUGCGAUGCUCGAAGUCUUCAAACAGAGGGGCCUAGUUUGAAGCUGAUCACCACUCAAGAUUUGGUCAGUAAUUUCUCCCCUCCCUAAUUUUCUUGGGUAGGCAAACAGAGUUAGUGUUCUCGAUUCAUCGGAUCGGAUCCGUCAUGGCUUUGCAAUAACGAAGACAUGAAUUUUUGUUAUUUGUGCAAGAGAUGGUGUUUGUGUUGGAAUCUGCCAUAAAAUUCUAUUGCAGGUUCGGCUCAUAGGGUGGCUUCUUGUUUUUCGAUUGAAGGAAAGUUGUGUGUGACGACAAUAUUAUUAUUAUUAUUAUUAUUAUUAUUAUUAUUUUGGCUUCAUUUCUAUGAUACCCGUGCUUAAAAUAAUGUAUAAUGAGAUAUUUUGUGGGAGAAGAAAAUGUAUUUUUUUCCGAUAAA
Andrographis paniculata is the source of this 1472-nucleotide messenger RNA. RefSeq names its product succinate--CoA ligase [ADP-forming] subunit alpha-2, mitochondrial. The record is from RefSeq and is a predicted model, not a curated record. The coding region runs from base 116 to 1099 and encodes 327 amino acids. Gene Ontology annotation, molecular function: succinate-CoA ligase (GDP-forming) activity; succinate-CoA ligase (ADP-forming) activity. The transcript has 7 exons. Gene Ontology annotation, cellular component: mitochondrion; succinate-CoA ligase complex (ADP-forming). Gene Ontology annotation, biological process: tricarboxylic acid cycle. Lineage: Eukaryota; Viridiplantae; Streptophyta; Magnoliopsida; Lamiales; Acanthaceae.